This is a messenger RNA of Eruca vesicaria subsp. sativa (arugula), 384 nucleotides long. The record is from the annotation of a GenBank genome assembly. NCBI's taxonomy places the organism in Eukaryota, Viridiplantae, Streptophyta, Magnoliopsida, Brassicales, Brassicaceae.
AUGGAAGGCGAAGAAGACGAUUAUCCCGGGCCUGAAUCCUUCGCCGAGGGAAUCAACCUGAACGGGAGAAAUGUCGGGGCUAUGAUGCUGGCGCCUAGGGAUGUAGACGUAGCAAGUCAGAGUGGUUGCAGGAUCAACAUAUACGUGAACAGCAAUGUUCAAGCUACUUGUGGGUCGGCUCUUAUUGGUAGCAAGGUUAAGCUAAGAGAUCCUGGUGUUCAUCUCCACAUCGAAGACGUUAAAAUGCCCCGCGAAGAAGACGGAUCUAGACAGAAAGAGAUGAGGUUGAUUAAGGUUGGGUUAUGUUUGGUCUGUCUCUUUAACGUCUCUUUAGGACUCCUCUUGCUCUCCUCUUGGCUCCGGAAGGAAACGGAGUCCAUAUAG